This is a messenger RNA of Rhagoletis zephyria (snowberry fruit fly), 532 nucleotides long. Its product is annotated as reticulon-4-interacting protein 1 homolog, mitochondrial-like. NCBI's taxonomy places the organism in Eukaryota, Metazoa, Arthropoda, Insecta, Diptera, Tephritidae. Gene Ontology annotation, cellular component: mitochondrion. The record is from RefSeq and is a predicted model, not a curated record.
GCAGUNAGGGGUUUGGGGGUCACGCCAAGUUAUACAAUGCGGAAUUGCAGUUAAUAAGAAGGCAUCUUUGGGCGACCGAGUAUGGGGCGUUGUGCCAUUGGAAAAAAAUGGAUCACACGCCCAAUACGUUGUACCAGAUUAUUGUAUAUCUCCUGCUCCUAAGAGCUUAUCAAAUGAACAAGUUGCAUCUGUUCUUUAUGCCGGACUUACCGCAUGGUCGGAUGUUUACAUUACUGGUCGCUUUUGUGAUUCACUAUCCAGUGCCAGUGGAAGAGCAAGAAAUCGAGUCUUAGUGAUAGGCGGUUCUGAUAGUGUUGGGUCACUGGCGAAACAAAUACUAAAAUCUCAAACGGCAACUGUAUUUGCGACUUGCAGUAAAGAAGCGUUCGAGCAUGUAAGAAAUCUAGGUGCUGAUUUCGUAGUCGACUAUAAAAAUACCGAAGAGCUCGAAGCUUUGUAUUAAGGAUUUUUCUGCCGAAGCGGCUGUUCUAGCUGAUGAGCGCGACAACCUUCGUCUGGCCGAUCCCGGAAA